Nematocida parisii ERTm1 is the source of this 762-nucleotide messenger RNA. RefSeq lists its product as uncharacterized. The transcript has a single exon. NCBI's taxonomy places the organism in Eukaryota, Fungi, Microsporidia. Bases 1 to 762 code for a protein of 253 amino acids. Gene Ontology annotation, biological process: protein peptidyl-prolyl isomerization; protein folding. Gene Ontology annotation, molecular function: peptidyl-prolyl cis-trans isomerase activity. The record is from RefSeq and is a predicted model, not a curated record.
AUGCAAAUUCGGGUUAUUAAAGCAGGGAUUAUAAUAAUUACUGUAAUAGUAAGCGUACUCACACAAGGCACUCAAUCAGAUGGUAAGGUACCCAUACAAGACAGUAUACAAGACAGUAUACAAGACAGUCAAUCAGAGGGUAAUAUUGCUGUGAUGACCAUUAAGUACACAGACACACAAGGAGUGAGUGAGCAUACGACACUAAAAAUAGAACUGUUUAAGGACCAGUUCCCAGAGACAGUAAAGAACUUUAAAGGGUUCUGUGGUACUGUAAGUAUCCCACAGGGUAAUGGUAAUUUAAAGGCGUAUGGGUAUAAGGGCACUGUAUUCCACAGGAUAAUUAAUGGGUUUGUAAUUCAAGGUGGUGAUGUCCAGCACAUGAACGGCCUGGGUGGGAUAAGUUCAUUAGAGAAGUAUAAUUGGGGUAAGUUCCCUGAUGAGUCUGACCAGAUGAUGGGAGUGCCUGGGUAUCCCAGGAGGGUUCAUGAUAAGGUUGGUAUGCUGGCUAUGGCUAAUAGUGGUCCUAAUACGAAUGGGUGCCAGUUUUAUAUUACACUAUCAGGGAGUUCUUGUACGCACUUAGAUGGCAAGCAUACUGUAUUUGGUGAGGUAAUUGAGGGGUUAGAUGGGCUAAUGCGUCUGGUACGGACUUGUAAGAGGGGAUCGGGGGUAUCUGAGGAUGACUUACCGCGGAUAGUAAAAAUUCAUUUAGAAUCGGAUUUAUCACAGGAAAUUUCUGAUUUUGAAAAAAAGGAGUUAUAA